Messenger RNA from Fulvia fulva, 2970 nucleotides. RefSeq lists its product as uncharacterized. Gene Ontology annotation, molecular function: RNA binding. Bases 1 to 2970 code for a protein of 989 amino acids. The record is from RefSeq and is a predicted model, not a curated record. NCBI's taxonomy places the organism in Eukaryota, Fungi, Ascomycota, Dothideomycetes, Mycosphaerellales, Mycosphaerellaceae. Gene Ontology annotation, biological process: regulation of mRNA splicing, via spliceosome; regulation of cell cycle. The transcript is spliced from 5 exons.
AUGGCGAAGAACACCAUUGCCGGGCCAGAGCUCGAGUUUGCUCGCGCGAUGGAGAUUGAGCAGAUCCCCGAGAAACUGCGCUGCGCGAUCUGUAAUAAUCUGGCCGUCAACCCGCUGAAGCUGGCUUGCUGCGACACAUCCGUGUGCGGCGAUUGCCACGAAUCGCUAUCAGCCACCGAGUGCCCCGUCUGCUCGCAUGCACCAUUCGACAAAGACACCGCCACACCGAGCAGAGCUUUACAAACCACCGUCAAGGUCUUUCUCAAGACAGAGGCUAAGAAGCGAGGUAUCGACCUAAAGACGGGCGAAAAGGUUGCGGCUACACCCAAGCCCGCCACAAGAGAAGAAGUAAACACACCCGCUGCAGAAGUCGCAACCGCUACUCCAGUGAACACCGAAUCUGCUGUGCCAAUAACGGAAGCAGACGCCGGUGGUGGAGGAGAGACAUCCGUGGUGGAGGAGCCGUCCGCCGACAAUGGCGAGACGGCGCCAUUGGGAGAGGUAGUCCGCACAGUCGAUCAUAGUAGACCCAUCAUCAACGAUACUGACUCCUUUCAGACGUCCACCGACGAACCUCACGCAAACGGACAAGAAGAGGAGCAGGAUGGCGAAGACGAGUCCGACGACGACGACGAUGUGGUCAUCACCACCGAGCGACCGGAGCAAGAGGAAGGGUACCAACACAAUGGCGACGAUCGGAACCACAUGCAGCAUGACGGCCAAGAGACCGAGGAGCAGAACAUGCAGAUGAGCCAGCAGCAAAGCUUCGGCGGCGGCUUUGACCAGAACAACAUGAACGGCUUCAACAACAACGGAAACUUCGGCAACAUGAACAUGAACAUGAUGAAUCAGAUGAUGGGAAUGCCAGGAUUCGGCGGUAUGGGCAUGCCAAACAUGAUGGGCAUGCCUCCGAUGGGCAUGGACCCGUCUAUGAUGUUCAACGGCAACUUCGGUGGCAUGGGCGACAUGAGCGCUAUGAUGGGCAUGGGCAUGGGCAUGGGAAUGGGUGGCAUGAACGGCGGUAUGGCAGCGGGCAUGAGCGAUUUCAAUGGGAUGGGAGGACCUGGUUUCUUCCCGAAUCAAGGGAACUAUCCUCAGUCUAACGCGUACGGAAACGGUACUCGCCACCAAAACAGUUUCAAUGAUCGUGGCUUCGGUCGUGGAUACGGCCGCGGCUUCGGUCGAGGCUCACGAGGUAAUCAAUUUGGCCGAGGCCGUGGCGGCUGGGGCUACCAACAGCAGAACCAGUACGGUCACAACCAACAGUUUGGCCAAAACCAAGCUGGUAGGCCGCAGUCGUCAAGUGGCGCCAAUGCAGUCGAGGCCGUCCCUCAACGUCGUGCAUCUCCGAGCUACGGUGCCGGCCAAGCCCCAGAUCGUAUCUCCACCGGCCCAGGAGAAACAUCACAAGGCACAGAGACCCACGGCGAUCCGGACGCCAUGGAUACUAAUGAUGUAGGAACUAAUGGUGCAGAUGACAAUGCGAAUGACACCAAGCAGAAUGGCGAUGUCGACUUGGCAAGCCAAGAUCAUCAGCAAGAUCUAGCAGAUGGUGAGGCAAGCAAGGACACGACCGAGCCACAAUUUGACGACAAUGGCCACCAAAAUCCCGAAGAUAGUAUGCAAGCCGAGUCUUUCGAUCAACCUGGCGCAUACAACGACUUCGACAAUGGCGCACAGGAUCAGCAGUCAUAUGAUCGUGGUCACCAAAACUUCAAUGGGUCGAGAGGCGGCUUCAGAGGAGGUCGGUCUGGAGGCUACGGGUUUGGCGAUCGCGGCACAGAGAGUGUUGUCGAGUUGACACCAGCUCCCGCACCACCGAAGAAUGCUCCCAUCGGCCCUAAAGCUAUGCGCGAGGGUCGACCGAACACUGGCUGGGCUGGUAGACAAGCUGCUAUGAAGCCAACCCCGACUCCAGCGCCUGAAGUUAAGGCACCUUCUCAACCACCAGAGUCAAUGCACAUGGAAGAUCUGCAGCACAACGAGCAAGCCUACGACAGGUCUCGAUCACACUCACGAGCUGGACGUGACGGCGGCAAGGAGGCGGUACCAGCAUACGACGAUGACUAUGAGUCAGAGGAAACCCAUGCCCGUCGCAAGGAGCGCGAGAGGAAGAAGCGCAAGGAUCGUGACGACCGAUAUGACGAUGAGCGCAACGGCAGUCGCGAUGCAGACAAGUCGAGCAAGAAGUACCGUUCUCGAUCAGAAUCACGUGCAGAUGAUAGCUCCUCCCGUCGCCGUCACCGCGACAAGGAUGAUGAACAUCGCUCAUUUCGUUCUCACCGUGACAGAAGCAAAGACAGACAUCAUCGUCGUCAUCGCUCCAAGUCCCCUGCAAGAGAGUCAGAAGCCCAAGAUGACUAUUCUCGUCGCAAGAGUCGUGGCGACCGAGACCGUGACGACUAUGAUGAUCGCAAGGACAGCCGUCGUAGCCACAAGCACUCGAAGCGCGAAGGCAACUACUACGAAGAUGAGCGCAAGGACCGUUCUCAUCACCGCUCGUCGAAGCAUGAUCGGUCCUCACGCAACGAUGAUCGUCCUCGUGAGCCAGAACCCGCCUCCGUCAUCGUCCAGCCGGAGGACGACGAUAUCGGCUUCAAGAUCAAAGGCCGCAAGCAACUCGGUGAGCAACGCAAAGACAAGCACAUGCCACCACCAACUCGCGGUGGCCGUCGACCCAGUGUCGCUGAGCAGAGCGUUGCCGUAUCCAUGGCUCCGGACCCAUACGCCGCCGAACGUGCUCGCGCUCAGCAAGGCCGCGAGGCGAAGGAAGCGUUGCGGAGACAGAGUACACAGUCUUCUUCACUUGGCAAGCGCGGACGUGACGAGGAGGAGAUCGAUGCCCCGAGAGGUCCGAAGGGUGAUCGUGGUAGGGUGAAGAAGGGAAAGAAGGAGAGACGUAUCAGCUACAAGUAUGAGGAUGAGGUGGGGGUGGAUGAGAGGGAUCGGGAUGCUGGACGGUGGAGGUAG